GGCCGGGAGGAGCCGCCAGGGCAGAAGCCGCACUUGUUAGUGUGGGGGGAGGAGGGGGCCGGGGGACGCCGACACCGUCACCCAGGGACGCCGAGGAGAAGGCGGGAGGGGGGUGGGGGCGAGAUCAGGCUCCGACCCCCGGCCGAGGGGAUGAGGGGAGCAUGGGCGCCAAGGAGUCACGGAUCGGAUUCCUCUGCUACGAGGAGGCGCUGAGGAGAGUUACAGAUGUAGAGCUGAAACGAUUGAAAGAUGCCUUCAAGAGAACCUGUGGACUGUCAUGUUACAUGGGCCAGCACUGCUUCAUCAGGGAAGUGCUCGGAGAUGGAGUACCUCCAAAAGUCGCUGAGGUGAUUUACUGUUCUUUUGGUGGAACAUCUAAAGGCCUACACUUCAAUAACUUAAUAGUUGGACUUGUCCUUCUCACAAGAGGCAGAGAUGAAGAGAAAGCAAAAUACAUUUUUAGUCUUUUUGCAAGUGAAUCCGGGAGCUAUGUUGUACGGGAAGAAAUGGAAAGAAUGCUACAUGUGGUGGAUGGCAAAGUCCCAGAUACACUCAGGAAGUGUUUCUCAGAGGGUGAAAAGGUAAACUAUGAAAAGUUUAGAAAUUGGCUUCUCCUAAACAAAGAUGCUUUUACCUUCUCUCGUUGGUUACUGUCUGGAGGUGUGUAUGUGACCCUCACUGAUGAUAGUGAUACUCCCACUUUCUACCAAACUCUGGCUGGAGUCACACAUUUGGAAGAAUCAGACAUUAUUGACCUGGAAAAACGCUAUUGGUUGCUGAAGGCUCAAUCCCGGACUGGACGAUUUGAUUUAGAGACAUUUGGCCCAUUGGUAUCACCACCUAUUCGUCCAUCUCUAAGUGAAGGUUUAUUCAAUGCUUUUGAUGAAAAUCGUGACAAUCAUAUAGAUUUUAAAGAGAUAUCCUGUGGAUUGUCAGCUUGUUGCAGGGGACCACUGGCUGAAAGACAAAAAUUUUGCUUCAAGGUGUUUGAUGUUGAUCGUGAUGGAAUUCUCUCCAGAGUUGAAUUGAGAGACAUGGUGGUUGCACUUCUAGAGGUUUGGAAGGACAACCGCACAGAUGAUAUCCCUGAAUUACAUACAGAUCUAUCUGACAUUGUAGAAGGCAUACUGAGUGCCCAUGACACCACAAAGAUGGGGCAUCUUACUCUAGAAGAUUAUCAGAUCUGGAGUGUGAAAAAUGUUCUUGCCAAUGAAUUUUUGAAUCUCCUUUUCCAGGUUUGUCACAUAGUUCUAGGGUUAAGACCAGCUACUCCAGAAGAGGAAGGACAGAUUAUUAGAGGAUGGUUAGAGAGAGAGAGCAGGUAUGGUCUACAACCAGGACAUAAUUGGUUUAUCAUUUCCAUGCAGUGGUGGCAGCAGUGGAAAGAAUAUGUCAAAUAUGAUGCCAGCCCUGUUGUAAUUGAGCCAUCAUCUGUUCUGAAUGGAGGGAAGUACUCAUUUGGAACAGCAAUACAUCCUGUGGAACAGAGUGAUGUUAGAACUGGAGGAGGCAGCCUUAGUUAUGGGAAUGCCACAGAAGAAAAAUUUUCGGAUAACAUUUCUACUGCAUCUGAAGCCUCAGAAACCACUGGCAGUGGUUUUCUGUAUUCUGCCACACCAGGGACAGAUAUGUGCUUUGCUCGACAACAUAAUACUUCUGACAAUAACAACCAGUGCUUGCUAGGAACCAAUGGAAAUAUUUUAUUACAUCUCAAUCCUCAAAAACCAGGAGCUAUUGAUAACCAGCCACUAGUAACUCAAGAACCUAUAAAGGCUACAUCAUUAACACCAGAAGGAGGGCGGUUAAAACGAACUCCACAGUUGAUCCAUGGAAGAGAUUAUGAAAUGGUCCCAGAACCUGUGUGGAGAGCACUUUAUCAUUGGUAUGGAGCAAACCUGGCCCUACCUAGGCCCGUGAUUAAGAAUAGCAAGACAGAAAUUCCAGAGCUGGAGUUAUUUCCUCGGUAUCUUCUCUUCCUGAGACAGCAGCCUGCUACUCGGACACAGCAGUCUAACAUCUGGGUGAAUAUGGGAAAUGUACCUUCUCCGAAUGCACCACUAAAGCGGGUCUUAGCAUAUACAGGCUGUUUUAGUCGAAUGCAGACCAUCAAGGAAAUUCAUGAGUAUCUGUCUCAGAGGCUGCGCAUCAAAGAGGAAGACAUGCGCCUGUGGCUGUACAACAGCGAGAAUUACCUUACUCUUCUGGAUGAUGAGGAUCAUAGAUUGGAAUAUUUGAAAAUCCAGGAUGAGCAGCACCUGGUAAUUGAAGUUCGCAACAAAGAUAUGAGCUGGCCUGAGGAAAUGUCAUUUAUAGCAAACAGUAGUAAAAUAGAUAGACACAAGGUUCCCACAGAAAAGGGAGCCACAGGUCUGAGUAACCUGGGAAACACAUGCUUCAUGAAUUCAAGCAUCCAGUGUGUUAGUAACACACAACCACUGACACAGUAUUUUAUCUCAGGGAGACAUCUUUAUGAACUCAACAGGACAAACCCAAUUGGUAUGAAGGGGCAUAUGGCUAAAUGUUAUGGUGAUUUAGUACAGGAACUUUGGAGUGGAACUCAGAAGAAUGUUGCCCCAUUAAAGCUUCGGUGGACCAUAGCAAAAUAUGCUCCUAGGUUUAAUGGGUUCCAGCAACAAGACUCCCAAGAACUUUUGGCUUUUCUCUUGGAUGGCCUUCAUGAAGAUCUCAAUCGAGUCCAUGAGAAGCCAUAUGUGGAACUGAAAGACAGUGAUGGUAGACCAGACUGGGAAGUAGCUGCAGAGGCCUGGGACAACCAUCUAAGAAGGAAUAGGUCAAUUGUUGUGGAUUUGUUCCAUGGGCAACUAAGAUCUCAAGUCAAAUGCAAAACAUGUGGGCAUAUAAGUGUCCGAUUUGACCCUUUCAACUUUUUGUCUUUGCCACUACCAAUGGACAGUUAUAUGCACUUAGAAAUAACAGUUAUUAAAUUAGAUGGUACUACCCCUGUACGAUAUGGACUAAGAUUGAAUAUGGAUGAAAAGUACACAGGAUUAAAAAAACAGCUAAGUGAUCUCUGCGGACUUAAAUCAGAACAAAUUCUUCUUGCUGAAGUACAUGGUUCUAACAUAAAGUAUUUCCCUCAGGACAACCAAAAAGUUCGUCUUUCAGUGAGUGGAUUUCUCUGUGCAUUUGAAAUUCCUAUCCCUGGAUCUCCACUUUCAGCUUCUAGCCCAUUACAGACAGAUAUUUCCUCUUCUCCAUCUACAAAUGGAAUAUUCACCCUAACCACCAAUGGGGAUCUUCCUCGACCACUAUUCAUCCCUAAUGGAAUGCCAAACACUGUUGUGCCAUGUGGAACUGAGAAGAACUUCACAAAUGGAAUGGUGAAUGGUCAUAUGCCGUCGCUUCCUGACAAUCCCUUUAUAGGCUACAUUAUUGCAGUCCAUCGAAAAAUGAUGAGGACAGAACUGUAUUUCCUGUCAUCUCAGAAGAAUCGCCCCAGCCUCUUUGGAAUGCCGUUGAUUGUGCCAUGUACUGUACAUACCCGGAAGAAAGACCUGUAUGAUGCCGUUUGGAUUCAAGUAUCUCGAUUAGCCAGCCCCCUCCCACCUCAGGAAGCUAGUAACCAUGCUCAGGAUUGUGAUGACAGUAUGGGCUAUCAAUAUCCAUUCACUCUACGAGUUGUGCAGAAAGAUGGGAACUCCUGUGCUUGGUGCCCAUGGUAUAGAUUUUGCAGAGGCUGUAAAAUUGAUUGUGGAGAAGACAGAGCUUUCAUUGGAAAUGCCUAUAUUGCUGUGGACUGGGACCCCACUGCCCUUCACCUUCGCUAUCAGACUUCACAGGAAAGGGUUGUAGAUGAGCAUGAGAGUGUGGAACAGAGUCGGCAAGCACAGGCUGAGCCCAUCAACCUGGACAGCUGUCUCCGUGCUUUCACGAGUGAGGAGGAGCUAGGAGAAAAUGAAAUGUAUUAUUGCUCCAAGUGUAAGACCCACUGCUUGGCAACCAAGAAACUGGAUCUCUGGAGACUGCCCCCCGUCCUGAUUAUUCACCUUAAACGAUUUCAAUUUGUAAAUGGUCGAUGGAUAAAGUCACAGAAAAUUGUUAAAUUUCCUCGUGAAAGUUUUGACCCUAGUGCUUUUUUGGUUCCAAGAGACCCAGCUCUCUGCCAGCGUAAACCACUCACACCUCAGGGGGAUGACCUCUCUGAGCCCAGGGUUGUAGCAGAAGUGAAGAAAGUGGAUGCCCAGAAUUCAACUGGAGAAGAGGAUGUAUUGAUGAGCAAGAGCCCAUCCUCACUCAGUGCAAACAUCAUCAGUAGUCCGAAAGGGUCACCUUCUUCAUCAAGAAAAAGUGGAACCAGCUGUCCCUCCAGCAAAAACAGCAGCCCGAACAGCAGUCCUCGGACUUUAGGGAGGAGCAAAGGGAGGCUCCGGCUACCUCAGAUUGGCAGCAAGAGUAAACUGUCGAGUAGUAAGGAGAACUUGGAUACCGGCAGAGAGAAUGGCCAGAUGUAUGAGCUGGCUGACACCCUAAGCCGAGGGCAUGUACUGGGGGGCAGCCAGCCUGAGCUGGUCACGCCUCAGGACCAUGAAGUGGCUUUGGCCAAUGGAUUCCUUUAUGAGCAUGAGGCAUGUGGCAAUGGCUACAGCAAUGGUCAGCUUGAAAACCACAGUGAAGAAGACAGCACUGAUGACCAAAGAGAAGAUAUCCACGUUAAACCUAUUUAUAAUCUAUAUGCAAUUUCGUGCCAUUCAGGAAUCCUCGGCGGGGGCCAUUAUGUCACUUAUGCCAAAAACCCAAACAGCAAGUGGUACUGUUACAACGACAGCAGCUGUAAGGAACUUCACCCUGAUGAAAUUGACACCGACUCUGCCUACAUUCUUUUCUAUGAGCAGCAGGGGAUAGACUAUGCACAAUUUCUGCCAAAGAUCGAUGGCAAAAAGAUGGCAGACACGAGCAGCAUGGAUGAAGACUUUGAAUCUGAUUAUAAAAAGUACUGUGUGUUACAGUAAGCGACCACGCUGGCUGCUAGACAGGCUAGUGGUGAGGGGGGCAACUCCCUGUAGCUGACAUUUGGCAAAAGCAGCGCGGAAAGGCAAGCUAAAUGUACUUAUUUUAUCCUGUGACCCUGAAGCACAAAAUAAAACCCUAAUUAAAAUAGCAGUUAACAUAACAGUAGUAAUAAUUUUGUUUGGAAGUGUCUCACAUAAACUCUGGUAGAGAACUUUCAGGCAGAGCCCACCAUUAGCCUGUAAGCAAAAGGGUUUGGCACCAGCCACCUGGGACCAAAUUAGAACUAAAUUGUGCUUGUCCAGAUAGGAACAACAUGUAGUGAGUAUAGAGUUUACCAAUAAUCCUAACAAUUUACUAAGAAUUUCCCUGGAGUCAAAGUAAAACAAAAAUUGUAGUGUUGUCUAGGGACGACAUGAUAUGCUACCUCCUUUUUCCUGAAGUUCUAUUCCAUAAUAUUGAUAAGAUGGAGAAAAAAAGAUCAUGAAUGUGUGCAGAGGAUUCUUUGGCAUGGACACAGAUUUUUCUAUUUAUAUUGUAAACAUUUUCCCAUUCUUUCUGUGUCUUCAUUGCUUUUUGUUUGUGUUUUUUGUUGAGACACAACCAGCCGUCACUGGUGGCGGAGGCCCACACGGUCCGUCUCUGAAGAGCGGCCGGCCGCCGCCACAGGCCGCCCUGGGAAGGCCCUGAGGUCUGGCUUCGGCGGCCUCCAGAGAGAAGCUCCUCUGAGGAUACGUCAGGUGUCCUUAAGUGUCGCCCCUCCACCCGAGGCUGCAGGGCAGUUGCCAGUGUCUGCUCCAUCUUCACUUGCACAGUAGCAAACGCUUCUGAGAGGGAAAACGGCAUCAGAGCUAAAUGGUGUACUCGCCACAAGUGGUUUUUUAGUCUUUGCUUCUUUGUUUUGCACUUUAAAAAGGAAUACAUGCAAAUAAACUUUUUAAACUUGUUCAUAUUGGAUGGCUGUAAGGGCUAUAAAUUAACUUGAAUAUGGGGUAUUUCCCCCAUCAUAUUAAAUUUAAAAACAAAACACAUCCCAGACAUUGAUAGUAUAUAAGUAUUUUUAGUGAAAUUGGUGAUUUUUGGAAGGAAACAUUUUGUUUGCAUGUCCUUCCCCCACCUCCCACCAUGUUUGCCUUUUAUUUUAUUUCACAGUAGUGGUCAUCACAAGUUAAUGUUUCUUUGCUCACUUCACUUUUCCUCCAACAAUUCAAGACUGGAACAAAAAUAUAAAUGUUAUUUAUUUCAGGCAGCAUUUUUUUCCUAUGUUGUUUUUAGAUAUGUAUUUGAAGAUUCUCAUUAAUUGUCAAAUUCCAUUACCCUUCCUUCCUCGUAGAUAGUAGUCACCAAUGUAAUUAAGCACUUGUAUGCUGAAAUCUGAGGCCAGUUACUAUCCAGUUCUACUCAGAACAUUGGAAAAGUUGUCUUAAAUGAUUACCUAACUUGAAGCCCUAUUCAAAAGAAAACUAUAAUUGCAAGUAGGAAGGGAUGACCUAAAUGUGAUGAAGUUAAACAAAAAAAAUGUUAGCUUUAUAGUUUCAUGGUAUUCGGUAUAUAAAAUUUUGUCCAUUUCUUCCUGGACAACUCCCAUGAAAAAGUGGAAGAUUUUAAAUAAUUUCCUUUCAGAUGUUUUAUUUAAGAAGGUAGCACAAUCUACUAAUGUUUGAGUUGUGUUUGUUAUAUUGGUUGUAAUUAAUUUUUUUAAUUCAUGACUAGCAGAAAAUUUAUUAAAUUAAUUAUUAACUACAUUCACCUUGUAAAUUACUGUAUAAAAAACUUGUUGACAAUGCACUGACUUUAGAAAGCUGUUAAUGUACAUAAGUAGAGUGUAAAUAAAAUAGUGUUGACGUAUUGAAAUAUGAGCUGUAUAAAAAAGUAUUGGUAAUUGUAUAUGGAGUGUACCUGUUUAUCUGUAACUAUUAUCCAAACAAAUUAAAUACUGUGGAUGCGUC
Molecule: messenger RNA, 6917 nt
Organism: Condylura cristata (star-nosed mole)
Lineage: Eukaryota; Metazoa; Chordata; Mammalia; Eulipotyphla; Talpidae
Gene: USP32
Product: ubiquitin specific peptidase 32
Exons: 34
Coding region: 162-4970 (1602 amino acids)
Biological process (GO): protein deubiquitination
Cellular component (GO): Golgi apparatus
Molecular function (GO): calcium ion binding; cysteine-type deubiquitinase activity
Source: RefSeq, a predicted model, not a curated record